AUGGGUGGAAGCUUGAUCGAUGAUGAUUGGGAGUUUACAUUACCGUCGAAUGGGGUUAGAACUGUGGUUUUGAUUGGACGUACGGGUAAUGGCAAAAGUGCGACGGGCAAUAGUAUCCUUCGGAGAAGGGCAUUCAAGUCAAGGUCUUCCUCAACUGGUGUUACUAGUACUUGUGAAAUGCAGAGGACUGUAUUGGGAGAUGGCCAGAUUCUCAAUGUGAUUGACACUCCUGGAUUGUUUGAUGCUUCUGUUGAACCUGAAUUUAUUGGCAAAGAAAUUGUUAAGUGCAUCAAUAUGGCCAAGGAUGGUAUCCAUGGAGUUCUUGUAGUUCUUUCAGUCAGGAACCGCUUUACGCUAGAAGAAGAAGCUGCUGUUCAUAGCUUGCAGACCUUCUUUGGAAGCAAAGUUAAUGAUUACAUGAUUGUAGUGUUUACCGGUGGGGAUGAACUUGAAGAAAAUGACGAGACUCUGGAAGAUUACUUGGGUCGUGACUGUCCUGAGCCUCUAAAGAAAAUCCUCCUACUUUGUGGAAAUCGGCGAGUGCUAUUUGAUAACAAAACAAAGGACGAAAGCAAGAGAGCAGCACAAAUUCAGCAACUGCUUUCACUUCUAAAUGUGGUCAUAGCACACAAUGGUGGACAACCAUAUACGAAUGAGCUUUUUGCUGAGUUGAAGGAAGGAGCUAUGAAACUUCAUGAUCAAACAGAAGAAGUUAAGUUGAAAGGGUACUCUAAACAGGAGAUAUCCGAGUUGAAAGAGCAGAUGAAUAAAUCAUACGAAGAACAGCUUAUGCGUGAGAAUAUUUCUCAUUGUUUCUAUUUUCGAUGUGCUCUCCUUUUGAAUUAUCAUGGUGAUACUUGUCACCGAGGUAAAAACUUGAUAGUAGUUGUGUUGAUUUUACAGGAAGGAGCUAUGAAACUUCAUGAUCAAACAGAAGAAGUUAAGUUGAAAGGGUACUCUAAACAGGAGAUAUCCGAGUUGAAAGAGCAGAUGAAUAAAUCAUACGAAGAACAGCUUAUGCGUAUAACUGAGAUGGUAUCCAUACUCCCUAACUUUAAACAGUAG
Molecule: messenger RNA, 1065 nt
Organism: Ilex paraguariensis (yerba mate)
Lineage: Eukaryota; Viridiplantae; Streptophyta; Magnoliopsida; Aquifoliales; Aquifoliaceae
Source: the annotation of a GenBank genome assembly